AUGCAUUGCUUUAGAUCUUUUUUGUCAUACAUUCGGCAACCUCUAGUGAAUCCAUCAUUAAAAAGAAGUCCUAUCAUUUCGAAACAAUUUAAAGAAAUAACACGAUUGUAUGUAUCACAAGUUUCAGCAGAAGAUGAAUGCGAAAAUAUGGUACAUCAACUGUGUAAAGGCGAUCAAGACUUGGAAAAGAAAUUAAGAGUACUAAUGCUAGAAGUAGAAGUUAUGCGUCAAGAUGGAAGAUAUGCACCAGAUUCUCUUCAAUUGGAUCAUUGGCAACAUUUAUUAGAUUUACCAAGCAGAAAUCAAAGGUCUAGUUAUCUAACAUUUCUUUGGAAAAUUGAAAAAAAGAAGGAAAAUCAAAAGGCAAAAAAGGAAGCUAGAAGAAAAGAACUGGAAAGUUCACCUGCACCAGAAAUUAAAGAAUAUCCAGAUGAUAUUCUUUAUGGUAUUAAACACCAAUCACUAUUCCUUAGAAUCCGUGACCAAUCAAUUAAUUAUUUUGAUAAUUACAGGGCACUCAAAGCAAUGAGGUAUGGACAAAAUGUAGUUAUAGAUUGUUCUUAUGAAGAUAACAUGGUGUGGAGAGAAAUAACUAAUGCAGCUAAACAAAUGACUUUUGUCUUUGGUGAUAACAGAAUACACAAAGACCCUUUUAAUUUACACAUGUGCAAUGUAAAUUUAAAUGGUGAAUUUAUGAAACAACUACGUAAAAACAUACCAUCUUUGGAGGAACCAUGGUUUCCAUUAAAUAUCCAUACACAAAGUUAUUUAGACAUUUUUCCUAAAGAAGAUUUAGUUUAUCUCACACCUCACUGCAGAGAAGAAUUGACCUGCUUUAAUCCUGAUACUGUUUACAUUAUAGGAUGCAUGGUUGACAAGAUGAAUAAUGAACCUCUUUCUCUUGCAAAAGCAAAGCGAGAUGGAUUAAAAAUGGCUAAAUUACCUUUAGACAGGUACUUAGAGUGGGCGCCAGGUUCAAAGAAAAACUUAAAUAUAAACCACAUGGUUCCAAUUCUUUUAGAUUUAAGAAUUACUGGAGAUUGGGAAUAUGCUCUAAGACAUAUACCUAGAAGAAAACUCAUGGCAACAAAAAUAAUGGCCAUGCAAAAAAGAAUUGAAAAUUCACCUUUAGCCAAAGAUGCCAUAUUUAAGGCUUUUAAAUCUGUAAAUGUUAAAAAAUACCCAACUCUUGCUCAGAAAAAGUUUAAUUCAAAGAAAACUUUGUAUGAUGAUGAUAAUAUA
Molecule: messenger RNA, 1242 nt
Organism: Brenthis ino (lesser marbled fritillary)
Lineage: Eukaryota; Metazoa; Arthropoda; Insecta; Lepidoptera; Nymphalidae
Source: the annotation of a GenBank genome assembly